UGGUGUUGUGAAUGUGAACCCGCCAUUCCAACGGCUGCUAAUUUUCGUUAUUCUCGAGUUACCCGGCGACUUAAUCACUCGGCUGCUCUAGAUCAUUUUUUAUACAUCAUGAGAGAGUGCAUUUCCGUUCACGUUGGACAGGCAGGGUGUCAGAUUGGUAACGCUUGUUGGGAGCUUUACUGCCUUGAACAUGGAAUCCAACCUGAUGGUCAGAUGCCCUCUGACAAGACGAUGGGAGGUGGAGAUGAUUCCUUCAACACCUUCUUUUCUGAGACUGGAGCCGGCAAACACGUCCCCCGAGCUGUAUUCGUAGACCUUGAACCUACUGUAAUUGACGAGGUCAGAACCGGAGUAUACCGUCAACUCUUCCACCCUGAACAACUGGUGACUGGUAAGGAGGACGCUGCCAACAACUAUGCCCGCGGUCACUACACCAUUGGAAAGGAGAUUGUUGACUUGGUUCUUGACAGGAUUAGGAAGCUUGCUGACCAGUGCACCGGAUUACAGGGGUUCCUCAUCUUCCAUUCCUUCGGUGGAGGAACCGGAUCUGGAUUCACUUCUCUUCUCAUGGAACGACUCUCUGUCGACUAUGGAAAGAAGAGUAAGCUUGAGUUCGCUGUGUACCCGGCCCCUCAGGUUGCAACUGCUGUAGUAGAACCCUACAACUCUAUACUGACAACCCACACCACACUCGAGCACUCUGACUGCGCCUUCAUGGUUGACAACGAGGCCAUCUACGAUAUCUGCCGACGAAACCUGGACAUAGACCGACCAACCUAUACAAACUUGAACCGUCUGAUUGGACAGAUCGUCUCUUCGAUCACUGCCUCCCUCAGGUUCGACGGAGCCUUGAACGUCGACCUGACUGAGUUCCAAACCAACUUGGUUCCCUACCCCAGGAUCCACUUCCCUCUGGUCACCUACGCCCCCGUCAUCUCGGCUGAGAAGGCGUACCACGAGCAGUUGAGCGUGGCUGAGAUCACUAACGCCUGCUUUGAGCCUGCCAAUCAGAUGGUGAAGUGCGACCCUCGCCACGGGAAGUACAUGGCCUGCUGUAUGCUGUACAGAGGUGAUGUAGUUCCCAAGGAUGUUAACGCCGCCAUAGCUACGAUCAAGACCAAGCGUACAAUCCAGUUUGUUGACUGGUGCCCAACCGGGUUCAAGGUUGGUAUAAACUACCAGCCUCCUACUGUUGUACCUGGAGGAGACCUUGCCAAGGUGCAGAGAGCGGUCUGCAUGUUGUCCAACACCACCGCUAUCGCUGAGGCCUGGGCCCGCCUGGAUCACAAGUUUGAUCUGAUGUACGCCAAGAGAGCCUUUGUCCACUGGUAUGUUGGAGAGGGCAUGGAGGAGGGAGAGUUUAGCGAGGCCAGGGAGGAUAUGGCUGCCCUGGAGAAGGAUUACGAGGAGGUCGGUAUGGACAGCUUGGAGGCCGAGGGAGAGGGAGGAGAAGAAUAUUAAGACACUUUUUCAUUUUAAAUAGAACUUGGACUUUUAUUUAUUUAAUUAUUCGGCUUUUAUCAAUAAAUAUUUCAAUAUA
Molecule: messenger RNA, 1540 nt
Organism: Eurytemora carolleeae
Lineage: Eukaryota; Metazoa; Arthropoda; Copepoda; Calanoida; Temoridae
Product: tubulin alpha-1 chain
Exons: 3
Coding region: 109-1461 (450 amino acids)
Biological process (GO): mitotic cell cycle; microtubule cytoskeleton organization
Cellular component (GO): microtubule; cytoplasm
Molecular function (GO): GTP binding; structural constituent of cytoskeleton
Source: RefSeq, a predicted model, not a curated record